Messenger RNA from Phaedon cochleariae (mustard beetle), 1265 nucleotides. NCBI's taxonomy places the organism in Eukaryota, Metazoa, Arthropoda, Insecta, Coleoptera, Chrysomelidae. The record is from the annotation of a GenBank genome assembly.
GGGAAGUUUCCAAGUAGAAGCAUAAUCAUAAAAAAUAUAUAUUUUGGAAAGUUUGAAGAUGAAAAUAUUAAUGAAAUUUUUGGUAUUCAUAAUAAUAGACCGAUUUUCAGCAAGAGUACAUGGAUAUGAUAUAAUAGAAUCGAUAGAAAAUUUCGGAUAUCCAGUGGAAACACACGAAGUCUUGACAGAAGACGGAUAUAUCCUGGGUUUGCACAGGAUCCGCCAUGGUCGAGGAUCCACCAGUAAUCGAACAAAUGAAUAUCCGGUUCUAAUCAACCAUGGCAUGAUGGGAUCGUCUGAAUGCUUCGUUAUAUUAGGGCCAGAGAAAUCUUUGGGAUUCGUUCUAGCUGAUAACGGAUAUGAUGUGUGGUUAGAGAAUGCAAGAGGUUCAUGGCACUCAAGAAAGCACAAGACGUUAGAUCCAGAUAAAGACAGGGCUUACUGGCAAUUCAGUUGGCAUGAAAUCGGCGUCUACGAUAUUCCAGCCAUCAUAGAUUAUAUCUUGGGAGUUACCCAGAAACGCAGUUUACAUUAUAUCGGACAUUCCCAAGGUGCGACAGCAAUGUUCGUGAUGGGGUCUGAGAGACCGGAAUACAACGCCAAGGUCAAAGUUGCAGUAGCUCUAGCACCGUCAGCAUUGUUCAAGAAUAAGAAAAAUCCGUUGCUCUUCCUUGUUGCUCCUCUUGUGGAUUUAUUGAAGGCUUUGGUAGAAUACUUGAAACUCGACGAGUUUCCACCUCCCAGCCUGAUUUCGGCAGAACAGGUGAGAUUUUGGGCAGUGGAUCUUUGUGCACAAUCGAACAGCCCUAUGAAACUAUGCAAGAGAUUAAUAAGUGUCGUAAUCAGUAGUGACAUCAGCCUGAUAGAUUCAGAAGCGAUAGGCAACCUUGUAUCAAUAGCGAUUGCUGGAUUUUCCACCAAACAGCUUCUUCAUUAUAUUCAACUAUUGAAAUCAGGGGAUUUCGAGAAGUACGAUUUUGGAUGGGAUCAAAAUCUACAAAUAUACAAUUCUAGGAAACCUCCGCUUUAUGAUUUUAGUAAAAUAACUUCACCCACAGCCUUAAUUUAUUCAGCAACUGAUGAACUUGUCAACGAAAAGGAUGUGAAGUUACUGAGAGGAUUUUUACCCAACGUGGUGGAUUUUUUCAAAGUGCCAUACAAAAAAUUUGGUCACAAUAAUUUCAUUAUUGCCAAUAACAUCGAUAUUGUAUUGAAUAAAGAAGUUAUGAGAGUGAUGAAGGACUACAAUGAUUGAAAUUUGAUAA